AUUCACAACGUCCGCGGGAGUAUGACCGAAAUAAUAGAAGAGCUUUGGGUUCCCCGAUUUCUCUGCGAUGUUCCCUACUCGGGCUGUUACCAUCCAUCACGAAACCAUUGAACUUUCGAUAUGCGGUUCACCACGGUGCUCUUGUCCUUGCUGGGGCUCGCAUCUUCGUUACCGUCGGAGGUAACGACGCUCGAGAAGCGAGCUGAUGCUUACAACCCACCACGAAACCUGGCAUACAUCCAAACAUUCAGACGCGUCGAUGGCGGGAAAUUCUCGAUGCUCCCGUUGAUUCAAAACCCGACACAAGUCACUCACCUCUACAUCUCGGCUCUGCACAUCAAUCCUGAUCCAAAGGGAAUGCAUCUGAAUGACAACCAUCCAAAUGACACUAUAUGGAACAAUAUGUGGAGCGAAGUCAAGCAAGUACAGAGUGCAGGGAAGAAAGUGAUGUACAUGAUGGGCGGCGCAGCACCCGGGAGUUAUCCAAGGCUCUGUAGUGGUCCUAGGAACACCAUCAACGAGUCCUACUAUAUGCCAUUGUACUGGGAGCUCAAGUAUCGGAAAUUGGACGGCAUUGACUUGGACAUCGAAGAGAGGGUCAAUGUCAAUUGCCCUUACAACCUGCUGCAACGUUUGAACAAGGAUUUCGGUUCAAAAUUCAUCAUCACCAUGUCCCCAGUCGCAUCUGAAUUGCAGCCACAACCUUAUGGUCUCGGCGGUUUCUCCUACAAGACUCUCGACUACUACGCGACCAACUCUCAGAAGCCAAAUGGCAAGAUCGUCAAUUGGUUCAACUGCCAGUUCUAUAACGGCUGGGGAGAUGCAGGCACACCAAAUGGCUACAAUGCCAUCGUCAAAAACGGUUAUCCCGCCGACCGCGUCGUCCUCGGCACUCUCACGAGCUCCUUCAACGGUGGCAGCGGCUGGAAGAACCUCACCACGAUUCAGAGGACCAUUCGGAUCCUCAAAGCCAACUACGGCAGCAAAUUCGGCUCAGUCAAUGGAUGGGAAUACUGGGAUGCUGGAAGAAGCGAUAACAUCAAUGAGCCGUACAAGUGGGUUGGACAAAUUGGCAAUACCAUCUUUGGAACAAGGAAUACGUUCAAGAGGCAAGAGUCUGUGCCACAGGACUUCAACUCGACUAUCACGCCUGCGAAGAGUCCUUGGCCGCAGUUGACGGAUAGGCUGUUGAAGUUGGGUGUCGUGAGACUGGAGACCAUUCAGGUUUUGAACCAGACGAAUGGAGAUAUCAGGAAAGCUGCGGAUUUGCUGGGAUUGGGAAACCUGUUGGGCAAUCUGCCAAUUUGAGUGUUGUUUGGUCUUAGGAUAUGAGAAGUUUAUGAUACCCAUUAUUUGUUCACUCCGUCUGUGUCGGACAGCUUUCUCUUUUCUCCAUGUGUGCGUGAACGUGGUGGUCGCAGUGGCUUCGUUACUAAUUGAUCGCUCGGUUUGGUGAUGGAGAGUUUCUCUUUUGGCCCAUGGCACUCGCU
Molecule: messenger RNA, 1490 nt
Organism: Cercospora beticola
Lineage: Eukaryota; Fungi; Ascomycota; Dothideomycetes; Mycosphaerellales; Mycosphaerellaceae
Biological process (GO): carbohydrate metabolic process
Molecular function (GO): hydrolase activity, hydrolyzing O-glycosyl compounds
Source: RefSeq, a predicted model, not a curated record